ACACAGAUCAUCUUUCGACUGGCACGUUUCUCUCAGAUGCUAAUUUCAUUGGUUCAAUAAGCGUGAUUCUCCGUCACUCGUGAAAGAACCCAAAUAGGGCCCCAGUUGUUCCCCUCGUCACGGUACGGGGCGCUCACAGCAUGUCAACAGCGACACAAGUUGUACAUUUCACCUCAGGAGAUAGGCAUGCGGCUGUAGACGGAAGAGGAGACAACUCUAAAUUCGCACUAAUCACCUGCAUGGGCAAUUGAUGCUGAAGUGAUUUAAACACGACAACAUGCUAUUAGCAGCUUUCUCCGAGUUGUCCCAGAUGUAUCAAUGUGCCAUCAUCGGCAUCACGGCCGGAUUGUUCACCCUGUGGUGGACCCGUCCUUUCCCACGACUACCCCCGGGGCCCAGGGGCCUUCCGUUACUCGGCAGUCUUCUAGAUUUAAAGGAUGAUACAGUCGAGACGCUGUAUGACUGGGGAAGAUAUUUUGGACCCUAUAUGACUGUUUACAAAGGUCGUGUUGCCACCAUGUAUCUGAACACCAGAGAGGCCGUGGAUGAAACAUUCGUCAAACAACAGUCUGCAUUCACAGCCCGUCCACAGCCUCACUCAGUUGCAGCGAUGACCUGUGGCCAGAAGGGCAUCCAGUUCUCGGACUACACGCCGACACUCAAGCACCAGCGGAAGGUGAUGAGUAUGGCACUAAGGUCCUACACGUUCUUGUCUGGCUUCCACCUGGAGGACAAGAUUCACCAGUCUGUCUCCAAGGUGAUAGAGCUGCUGAAGACGGAGAAGACGGCGGUUGAUCCUCUGCCCUACCUCGCCCUCAUCGACGCGAACAUCAUGUGUGGCGUCUGCUUCGACAAGACGCAUGACGUAGGAAGUAAUGACUUCCGAAAGUUUAUGGCGCUCUUGGACGACUACAGCAAGCUGACAGAAUCUUUCUUCUGGGAGGAUAUCGUCCCGCCUCUGAAGUGGCUGCCGACGCCAAGAUUUAAUAACAUGCUCACGACUGUCAAGCGAUUAAAGAAAUACAUUGAAAAGAGAGUCGAGAUUCACAAAGAAACAUUUAACCCAGAGAACAUACGGGAUGUGUUAGAUGCCAUCUUGUUGUCUCAACUUGAAGAUGAGGAAGAGGAAGUGGAGGUAUCUCAGCGUCUAACAGAUGAUCACGUGGUGCAUACCAUACUCGAUAUGUUCAAUGCCGGUAACGACCCUGUCCGACUGACGUUGUCGUGGACGCUGCUGUAUCUGGCUGUCCACCAAGACAUUCAGGAGAAGGUCCACCAGGAACUGGACGAGGUGCUAGAGUCGAGAUGUAUGGCUAACGUUGUUGACCGCCCCUACCUGAGCUACCUUCAAGCUGUGAUAUACGAAAGCAUGAGACUCAGCACUGUUGUCCCUUUCGGACUACCCCACAGGGCAAUAAAGGACGCUAAAAUAGGACCCUACGACGUUCCCAAGAACUCCAACGUUCUGAUAAACCAUUGGGCUAUUCACCACGACCCAGACCACUGGGAGGACCCUGCAACCUUCAAACCAGAACGGUUCCUUACAGAGGAGGGGAAGGUGAAGACAACCAUCACACACUUUCUACCCUUCUCUGUUGGACGCAGAGCGUGCUUAGGGGAGUACUUGGCCAAGCCAGAGCUGCAUCUCAUCCUGGCCGGACUCCUGAAGAACUUCCACAUAUCCCCAGAAGAUGGCGUUGAACCAAGUCUGGAGCCAAACUUCAAGGCAGAGAAAAACAGGCCGAGAGACUAUAAACUUAUAUUCAAAGUCAGAUCCUAACAUUGAUCCAUUGACGUUGUCACCACGCAGAUAUCAUUCAUAUCUUUAUAUGUUAUGCACUUGAUUGAUUUCAUACAUGACAUGUUGUAUAUUUAUUCUCGAGCCCAUAGUAUUAAAAGGAAUAAAGAAAUUGUAAA
Messenger RNA from Haliotis rubra (blacklip abalone), 1917 nucleotides. Its product is annotated as cytochrome P450 1A5-like. The record is from RefSeq and is a predicted model, not a curated record. The transcript has 11 exons. Lineage: Eukaryota; Metazoa; Mollusca; Gastropoda; Lepetellida; Haliotidae. The coding region runs from base 278 to 1780 and encodes 500 amino acids. Gene Ontology annotation, molecular function: iron ion binding; heme binding; monooxygenase activity.